AUGGCUAACGAUAAUCUCCAUCUCGGAAUUCUUAUCAUUCCUACUGGCGCAUUUUUUGGACAUCAUAGUACACCAAAUGGAAUUUCUAUUGUUAAGAAUGAUUCGGUCAGCGCUCUAUAUACUAAAAUUCGGGAUAACUACUUGCAUGAGUACAGAAAUGCUUCUUUUAAUCUCCGUGCAGUCAAUAUUGAACGUAAAGAAUAUGUGUAUAUGGAACCUGAAAAAAAAAUUAAUGUUUAUAAUCGUCUAACUACACAUCAUAUCACAGACAGUACAC
This is a messenger RNA of Diversispora eburnea, 277 nucleotides long. The record is from the annotation of a GenBank genome assembly. Lineage: Eukaryota; Fungi; Glomeromycota; Glomeromycetes; Diversisporales; Diversisporaceae.